CUCUCUCCUUCAAACCUCUCUCUCUCUCUCUCUCUCUCUCUCUCUCUCUCUCAUCUCACACUGUCUUUGGCCAUGGAAAACCAAACCGGUCUCAAGCUCAGAAUCUCUCGCAUGUUCAGAUCCUCCUUCGGUUCCUGUCGAACAAAACACAUAGCCGAUGUCAUGGAAAAAGCAGUUUUUGCACCACCCACCUCCACUGACCCACCCUCUCCCAAAGCCACACCCUUUCCUCCCUCUUGUACCUCCAAAACAAUCAACGAUACUUGCAUACUCUCCUUCGACGAUUCUCAUUCUCUCUCUAGACGCAAAAUCUCACAUUUUUCACCACCUUUUCUCUGGGCCAACACCACCGCUACCACCACCAACAACCUCAAGCUUAACCUUGGUGUCAUGUCGUGUCCACCCACUUCUCCCAGGGUUUCCCGCAACACAAUCCAAGAACGCGAUUUCAUUUUCCACGACAAAACAAAGGCUUCGUCUUCAACAAAAAACGUUAAGACCAAGAAGAAGAAGAAGAAGAGACGUGCCCAGAAGAGAAGGGACUUUUUCCCUUUCAAUUCAUGCUCCAAAGACACCAGCUUUGGUGGCUACUGGUGGUACAGCAGCGACGAAGACGAUGAAACUGACACCCUUUUCUCCUCCAAGAGCCUCUCCUCCGACUCCUCCAGGUCCCGGCGCCGUGGCCGGAAAAGUGACCGGAGCUCCGACAUGGGUGUUCUGCCGCUGCACGGGAAGGUGAAGGACACGUUCGCGGUGGUGAAGCGCUCGAGCGACCCUUACAGUGAUUUCAGGACUUCGAUGGUGGAGAUGAUCGUGGAGAAGCAGAUAUUUUCGCCGGCGGAUUUGGAGAAUCUCUUGCAGUGUUUUCUGUCUCUGAAUUCGUGUCAUCAUCAUAAGAUCAUUGUCCAAGUGUUCACGGAGAUUUGGGAGGCUUUGUUCUCUGACUGGUUUUGAUAUCAGUAAAACAAUAAAUAAGAGGGAGAAAGAAAAUAACCUCUAUCUUGUCUUCUUUCUCUCUGUUAUUUGUGUUAGUUAGUUUCCAAGGAAAUUUAAUUAGUUCAGUCCUUCUAACUCGCUUUGCAUGUAUGAUAUGAUAUGAUAUUCCAUCUUCUGCCUGCCACUCAGUUUAAUUACAGAACCCUUUUCAUAUCA
Molecule: messenger RNA, 1152 nt
Organism: Vigna unguiculata (cowpea)
Lineage: Eukaryota; Viridiplantae; Streptophyta; Magnoliopsida; Fabales; Fabaceae
Gene: OFP8
Product: ovate family protein 8
Biological process (GO): negative regulation of DNA-templated transcription
Source: RefSeq, a predicted model, not a curated record